Paramecium octaurelia is the source of this 339-nucleotide messenger RNA. The record is from the annotation of a GenBank genome assembly. Lineage: Eukaryota; Ciliophora; Oligohymenophorea; Peniculida; Parameciidae.
AUGUAAUAACAUAUUUUGAAGGACCAAGAUGUUAUUAUAAGUGAUAUAAAUGAUACUGCUAAUAGAUUAUAAAAUAUUGCUGUCGAUAUUAAGGUUCAAAUUAACGAAUAAGGAAAGUAAGUGCAACCUCAAUUAUAUUUAGUAAGAUUAACAAGUUAGAUGUAGAAAUAGGUAAAACUGAAAAAAAGCUGAGUUUCAUUUAAACAAAAUUGAGUCAUUUACUAAAAACUAAUGGUAUAAAUAAGUCAAUAUGCAAUUCUAGAAUAAAGUCAGAUCUGUACAAUUCUAAUACUUUUUGGAACGCUUUUUGCUUUGAUUUUUCUCUUGUUUUUUACUUGA